GCCUUUGUCUUUCCAUAUAUAUAUAUAUAUUGCCUUUGUUUUUCUGUAACUUAUUCAAUGGAUCAGCACAAAACAACCGCUGGGGCUCUUCAGACACCAAUGACUGGACCUAUCAACAAUCCCGCUGCUCUUGCUCAGGCACUCCUCCAUAACCCCGGCGCUACUCAAGCACUCAAUAAUAAUCCAACUGCUGCUGGCAACCAUGGUGUUACUCAUAAGCCACACCUCAAUAACCCUGGGGUUGGUCAGCAACUCAUCAGCUAUCCCGGAGUUGGUCAGCAACACAUCAACAAUCCUGGUGUUGGUCAGCAACUAAUUAGCUAUCCCGGAGUUGGUCAGCAACACAUCAGCAACCCUGGUGUUGGUCAGCUCAUGGGUGUUCCUGGAUCUGGUCAGGGAUCCAUCAACAAACCUAGUACUGCUCAAGCACUGAUGAGGAGUCCUAGUGAUUCUCGGGCACUCAUCCGGGGUGACCGUGGGAGCAUGUUAAGCAUGUCGGAUGACAAUGUGAUGAUGAACCAAAUUUUGACAACUCAUGCUCCUGAUGGUCGAGAAUUUGAUGUCAGACCUCUUCUCUAUUUGGUUGAGGACAUCCUCAACCGCGCCACCCAACAUGUUGAUUUCCUUGUUAAGGGUACUCUAGAUCAGGUUGAACUGGAAGAGAGAGCCCAAGCAGCAAAUCAUAUAGCUAUGCUUGAAGCUCUUACAUAUACUAUUGAUCGAAUUGCAUGCGAGCUAUCAUACAAGGCUCUGGGAGGUUGUGAUGCACACGCAACAACAACUGCAAUAUUCAACUUGCUAUCAAGCUAUACGUGGGAUGCUAAGCUAGUGAUAUCCCUAUCAGCCUUUGCCUUGAACUAUGGAGAAUUUUGGCUUCUUGCUCAGAUUUACUCCACAAACCAACUUGCCAAAUCAAUGGCAGUCUUGAGGCAACUGCCAUCUUUGCUAGAGCACACAGCUCCUCUGAAACCUAGGUUUGAUGCACUAAACAGUUUGAUUCGGACAAUGAUGGACGUGACUAGAUGUGUCGUGCAGUUCAGAGAGCUGCCAUUAAAGUACAUUUCUCCGGAUGCACCGGCAUUGGCCACUGCCAUGACCCACAUCCCAACUGCUGUAUAUUGGACCAUCAGGAGCAUGGUGGCUUGUGCAACUCAAAUUUCCAGCCUUACUAGCGCGGGUCAUGAGUUUGGAAUAUCAACCACAGAGUCAUGGGAGUUGUCAACCUUGGCUCACAAGCUCAGAAACAUAUAUGAACAUCUAAAGCAGCAGCUGAACUACUGCUACAAACAUAUAGAGGAAAGGAUGGAUAUUGAGAUUUAUCAGAUGCUUCUGGCUAUCUUUGAUCCGAACGUGUUGCACAUUGACAAUAUGAAAGCUCUCAAGGCCUUGAUUUAUGACAAGGAUGAUAAACUGCCCCUCCUUGAUGGUGCUACAAAGAGACAAGUUAGCCUGGACGUGCUAAGAAGGAAAAAUGUGCUCUUGCUCAUUUCAAGCCUCGAAUUCUCCAACGAUGAGCUAGCAAUUCUUGAGCAGAUAUAUAAUGAAUCAAGGAUCCAUGCAACGAGGCUCGAGAGUCAGUAUGAAGUCGUUUGGAUCCCAAUUGUGGAUCAUUCCAUCAUCCCAUUGCCUGAAGAAAUGCAAACCAAGUUCGAGAACCUACAAAGUACCAUGCCAUGGUACUCAGUGCAGGACCCUUUGGUCAUAAAGAAGCCGGUCAUCAGGUUCAUCAAGGAGGUUUGGCAUUUCAGGACAAAGCCAAUCCUUGUGGUGCUUGAUCCUCAAGGGAAGGUGGUUUCCCCUAAUGCAAUUCACAUGAUGUGGAUUUGGGGAAGCACUGCUUUCCCCUUCACUAGUUUGAGAGAAGAAGCUCUUUGGAGGGAAGAAACAUGGAGGCUUGAUCUUCUGGUUGAUGGAAUUGACCCGACGGUCCUCACUUGGGUUAAAGAAGAAAAAUACAUUUUCUUGUAUGGAGGGGAUGAUAUCGAGUGGAUAAGAAGAUUUGUAAAUUCAGCACGCGGUGUUGCAUCUGCGUCUCGCAUUCCUCUUGAGAUGGUGUAUGUGGGGAAAAGCAACAAAAGAGAGCAAGUGAAGAAAGUGACAGGAAUUAUCAAUGCGGAGAAGCUUAGCAAUGCUUGGCAAGAUCAAGCCAUGGUAUGGUUCUUCUGGAGCAGGUUAGAGAGCAUGUUAUUUUCAAAGAUUCAGUUAGGCAGGGGUGAUGACCAAGACCCAAUGCUGCAACAAAUAAAGAAGCUGCUUAGCUAUGGCAGAGAAGGUGGAUGGGCAGUGCUUAGUAGAGGGUCUAAUAUAGCGGUGAAUGGCCAUUCCAGCACAGUUUUGCCUGCUUUGGGUGGUUAUGAUGAAUGGAAGAUAAAUGUGGCUGAAAAAGGUUUUGAUGGGGCAUUCAAGGACUACCAUGACAAGCUUCAUGAUGCUGCUCACCCUUGCUGCCGGUUCGAGUUUCCAAAUACCAUAAGAAUCCCAGAGAAUAUGAGGUGCCCAGAGUGCCCCAGGCUCAUGGAGAAAUACACCGCUUUCCUUUGCUGCCAUGAUGAGCAAGGCAUUCCAGGCUCACUAUUUUAAGCGGGGAUCAGCCCUUCACUGUUGUUCCUACUACUGUUGCUGCUAAAUAAUGAUGUUCCAAUGGGACUCAAAAUCAAUAAUUUUCUUCUAAAAUUUCACUUUGCGUGUUAAGGUUUUGUGUCUGAGAUGUAUCGCCAAUAGCCACUAUGGCCUAAGUUGGCAACCUAUCUAUAGCAGUUGAAAGUAAAAUAAUCAUGUUUGAUUUCCACAUUAUUGUCAGGGAUAUGAAUAUAAUAAAGAAUAAAGUUUAUUUAA
Molecule: messenger RNA, 2835 nt
Organism: Gossypium raimondii (Peruvian cotton)
Lineage: Eukaryota; Viridiplantae; Streptophyta; Magnoliopsida; Malvales; Malvaceae
Product: protein SIEVE ELEMENT OCCLUSION B
Exons: 7
Coding region: 58-2580 (840 amino acids)
Biological process (GO): phloem development
Source: RefSeq, a predicted model, not a curated record